Molecule: messenger RNA, 1653 nt
Organism: Habropoda laboriosa
Lineage: Eukaryota; Metazoa; Arthropoda; Insecta; Hymenoptera; Apidae
Gene: Nplp1
Product: neuropeptide-like 1
Exons: 5
Coding region: 1-1653 (550 amino acids)
Source: RefSeq, a predicted model, not a curated record
AUGGGCCUGACCAGAAACUAUCUAGUCAGCCUUUUGCUCUACAUUUCCGUCGUCAACGAGAUACAACUUCCGCUGGUGACAUGUCAAGAUGAAGACAACACCCAGUGCAUGUCUAAAACAGCCUUCCUGGUCCUGCUGCGUUAUCCAGAAGUUAGCUCGAAUUUGGCUGCCUACUCAAGAACAGGAAGGGUGACUCAGGACGCGAAAAAUCGCAACGAUAUGGCACAUCUGAGAGAUUUAACCGAGGAAGCUGACGACACGGAGAUCUGCGUGCCUUCUCGCGUCUAUCUGCAGCUAUUGAAGGAUCCAGUUAUGCGCGGUGAUCUUAGCGUCAUUCUGAACGCGAGAACGCAGAAGUUGCCUGAUUUCACGGGACGUUCUUUCCACGACAGCAGCGAGGCGGAUUCGCAGGCUGAAUAUCAGAAAAGAAGCAUCGCGAUGCUGGCUAAGAACGACGAUUUGCCAAUCAGCAUCCACGAUCGCAUGGAAAACGACGACGAUGAAAAGAAGAGGGCUGUUCUUUCGGGCGAUCAAUCCGGGCAAAAUGGCGCAGAAGUCGCUCAAGAGUACCUUCUACCCAGUCGUUCAGACCUGGAAGCCUUAACCCGAGACUUCUCGGCGGACAAGCGAAACGUCGGCACCCUGGCUCGAGAUUUCGCACUACCUCCUGGCAGACGCAACAUCGCGGCCUUGGUUCGUGACUACGAUCAAACCAAAGGAAACAGAGAACGUAUGCUGCCGUUCGCCGGCAAAAGAAACGUCGCUUCCUUAGCUAGAACCUACACUCUGCCUCAAAACGGAAAGAGAAACGUGGCGUCCGUUGCCAGAGAUUACGGCCUGCCUUAUGGAAAACGAUACGUCGGUUCUUUGAUGAAAAUGGGCGAUCUACCUGUUCGUACUCACAGAAGCGUCGCUGCUUUGGCAAGAAAUUCCGCCUGGCCGGUGUCGUUGAAGAGAGGAAUUUCCGUGCCUGGGAGCGUGAUCCUGAGAACUCUUUCUCGCCACGGUAGAUCGUUCACGGACCAAUUGAACAGCGGAAACGAUCCGCUUGAACUCGAGGGGCUGAGCAGUAUGGAACAGGAUCAGGAGAAAGAUUACGAGGAGGAGAAGCUGAGCGAUUCUUUGGCGGAAGUUGAUAACAUUAGGAGACUGAAGAGACAGAUUGGAUACUCCGAUGAAUAUCCUUUGCCCGUCAUGCAGAAUACCAAUGUAUUCGAUUACGAGGAGAUGAUGGAGGCGCUCAGUGGACAAUACCCGAACGCGCAGAAGAGAUUCUUGGAAACAGGUUCUGCACCGGAGAUACAGCCGGAUGUAGAUCAGUUCGGCUACCCGGAAACGUUUCAAGCGAAUAAAAGACACAUCGAGGCCUUGGCACGUCUUGGUUGGCUACCAUCUUUGAGGGCCGCGCAAUUCUCGCGAUCACCUCGGUAUUUGGUUGGCAGGGAGAAUCCCGCAGAUGGGUCGCCCUCGUCCGACUACUCCUCCAACUCGUCGACAAGGUCGCUAAGACCUAACUUCAAUCCAAAAACACGCUACGUUCAAGCUCUGCACGGAGAUUGUCGACACGGCUUCGAAAGGUUUCUCCUCUUACCGACCACGGGUAAUUAUUUUCAUCAAAAACUCCCUGCUUCGUUGCGAUCUAAAUCGUACUAA